UUGGUAAAUUUUUGCGUGUAAAAACAUAAAGUUCGUCUUCCACUUAUUCUUAUAGUCUUAUCCAACUGGAGUCGUCAUUCCUUCUCGAUUCAGUUGUAUCUGAUUCUUCAUCUUAAACCUCAGAUAUAUAUAUAUAUAUAUUCGAUCAGAUAUUUACAGUUAUAGGAUGGGGGGAAGUUCAGUUGAUGAUGAUUGGGAGUUCACAACUCCUUUGAAUGCGGUACGGACACUUGUUUUGGUUGGAAGGACAGGGAAUGGGAAAAGUGCCACCGGGAAUAGCAUCCUCGGAAAGAAAGAGUUCCUGUCGAAGGCGAGUUCGGCUGGUGUAACGAGUACUUCCGAGCUCAGGACAACUGUGUUGAAAGAUGGCCAGAUGCUUAAUGUGAUCGAUACUCCUGGACUAUUUGAUUCUUCUGUUGACACUGAAUAUAUUGGGAAAGAGAUUGUGAAAUGUAUCAAUAUGGCGAGGGAUGGUAUCCAUGCUGUUCUUGUUGUCCUCACAGUUCGAACUCGGUUUUCAAAAGAAGAAGAAGCUGCAAUAAGUAGUUUGAGGACUUUGUUUGGGAGCAAAAUUAAUGAUUAUAUGAUUGUGGUUUUUACUGGUGGGGAUGAACUUGAGGAGAAUGAACAAACUUUGAAAGAGUUUUUAGAAGACUGCCCUGAAUCAUUAAAGGAAACCCUUAGCCUAUGUGGGGAUAGAUGUGUCCUUUUUGAUAACAGGACAAAAGAUAAUAAAAAGAAAUCACAACAAGUACUAGAACUUCUCUCGCUUGUCAACAUGGUGUUGACCAAGAACAAUGGGAAACCAUACACUGAUGAGAUUUUUAGUGAAUUGAAGAGAGGGACUAGGAAGCUUCAUGAACAAACAGAAGAAGUUCAAUCAUUGCAGGGGUAUACCAAACAGGAAAUAUCCGAGCUGACAGAGCAGAUGCAUAAAUCAUAUGAAGAGCAACUUAAGCGGAUCACCGAAAUGGUCGAGUCAAGGCUGAAGGAAACAACAAUUAGACUCGAACAACAAUUGGCAGAAGAACAACUUGCACGGUUAAAGGCUGAAGAGACGGCUCAUGCUGCUCAAAUGAAAUCCAAUGAGGAAAUCCGUAAGCUCAGAGAGACUUUAGAGAGAGCCCAACAGGAGACUGAGGAGCUACGUAAGAGAGCUGAAAGUGGCAAAUGUGUAAUUUUGUAACUUGAAAUGCCUCCUAUAUAAGUUUGUUUGCAACUGCCUUAACUGUCUUAUGUUCCAACUCAGUUGGACUUCUUAUUUGUGAUAUAAACCUAACUGUGAUAAAAAAAAACAGUGCAAGUGUUACUAGAUCUGCUGUCAAUGGGUUGGGUCUUGAUUGGGAUCUAGAGCUGACCUGAUCUGAUCUGAUCUGAUCCAGUCAGUGGUUCGAGAUCACGUGGUUCAUGAUACAAUCUUCUUGUUAAUAUAAAGACUAUGUUGUAAGAUGUUGAUUAAGCUACAACUUGAUGGCCCUCUUGUUUUUCUGUUA
Messenger RNA from Helianthus annuus (common sunflower), 1493 nucleotides. Its product is annotated as immune-associated nucleotide-binding protein 9. NCBI's taxonomy places the organism in Eukaryota, Viridiplantae, Streptophyta, Magnoliopsida, Asterales, Asteraceae. The record is from RefSeq and is a predicted model, not a curated record. Gene Ontology annotation, molecular function: GTP binding. The transcript has 6 exons. The coding region runs from base 167 to 1186 and encodes 339 amino acids.